This is a messenger RNA of Fragaria vesca subsp. vesca, 705 nucleotides long. RefSeq lists its product as uncharacterized. The coding region runs from base 58 to 705 and encodes 215 amino acids. NCBI's taxonomy places the organism in Eukaryota, Viridiplantae, Streptophyta, Magnoliopsida, Rosales, Rosaceae. The transcript has 3 exons. The record is from RefSeq and is a predicted model, not a curated record.
UUCCCGUUUCAAAGGACCCAGUUUGUUCGUUCAUUUUGGCAGAGGAGUAAAGGAGAAAUGCAAAGAGGUAAAACUGCGAGUAUAAAAGAGCAAAUCGAAAACCUCAAGGUCCGUGGAUUCUGUGUGGAGACACGAAAAGAUAACAACCGGCCUAGAGGACAUUGCUCUAUAGUCAUGGAUCCGCCUUUUUAUAAAAAGCUGAAAAUUAUGGGGGAUCAAGAACGGAUUUUCAGUAUACUGACAGAUCUCUAUAUCUUAUCCGAAGUGAAGUUAACUUUUGGCACGAAGGGUUUGUUUUCUUGCUUGUACGAACAUGGAGUAGAAGACACAUGGAGAGCAUUUGUUGAGACUAUGAAAGGGAGAGCGACUUCUUCCUCCGAUGCUUACUUGAAAGAGGAACUCAAGAGAAUGGAGAAAUGGCUAGACGAUGUGGAGCCUUUGGCAAAAGAAAUAUAUCAGGUGCUGAUUGUUUGCCACAGACAGAAAGUGUCUAAGCCUCAAGGAGAAUUUCAUUUUGAAAUUCUUCCCGACCGUUUUGGUUCGAUUCUGAUUAAGCUAUCAAAGCUUCGGUCGAAAUGGAAAGCUAUUGCAUCCUUGGAGCAUGGAAAUUUGUUAGAUGAAUUAGAAAAGCCAGAACUUGAUUAUGUAGAGAUUUUGAUUGAGGUACACAACUUUGUGGUCGUUCAGCAAGUAUUGCAAGAAUAA